Cyprinus carpio (common carp) is the source of this 603-nucleotide messenger RNA. Its product is annotated as selenoprotein Pb-like. The record is from RefSeq and is a predicted model, not a curated record. Gene Ontology annotation, cellular component: extracellular region. NCBI's taxonomy places the organism in Eukaryota, Metazoa, Chordata, Actinopteri, Cypriniformes, Cyprinidae. Gene Ontology annotation, biological process: selenium compound metabolic process. Gene Ontology annotation, molecular function: selenium binding.
AUGCGUGACAAGCUGGCCCUUGGCAAGCUGACUAACAUAUCAUUCUUGGUUGUCAACGAGCAAGAUGCGCAAUCCAGAGCCAUGUACUGGGAGCUGUAGAGGAGAACGGCAGAGGGCAAUCAAAAGAGCCCCUUGCAAAACAACAUCUGGGACAUCUUGGAGGGAGACAAGGAUGAUUUCUUAGUUUAUGACAGAUGUGGAUAUGUCGCCUUCCACAUUGUCCUGCCCUUCAGUUUCCUUCACUUCCCUCAUACAGAAGCUGCCAUCAGGGCUACAUACCACAAAAAUAUAUGCAACUGCUCAUUAAAUGCAAACUUCUCCAUAUCAGAAGGCUUUGAAAACAACAAAAACAAUGCAAACGAGCCUACCAAAGAGAGCAAGACUAACUAUACAGAGCCGGUAACUGUUGAGCAUCAUCACCAUCAACAUGAGCAUCAUCAUCAUCACCAACAUGAGCAUCAUCAUCAUCACCAACAUGUGCAUCAUCAUCAUCAUCAUCAUCAUCUAAAUAACAGUAACCGCACAGGUGAUUCAGAUGUGACUGGUGUCCCAAAGGAGCCAAUCCAGCAUUCACAUCAAGAACAUAGUCUUUACAACUUUUAG